Molecule: messenger RNA, 1847 nt
Organism: Armigeres subalbatus
Lineage: Eukaryota; Metazoa; Arthropoda; Insecta; Diptera; Culicidae
Product: islet cell autoantigen 1-like protein
Exons: 4
Coding region: 183-1610 (475 amino acids)
Biological process (GO): regulation of transport
Cellular component (GO): Golgi apparatus
Molecular function (GO): protein domain specific binding
Source: RefSeq, a predicted model, not a curated record
UUUCUCACCCAUGUCAUCCACCGUUCCAGUUGUACAGAAGGCUGGAAAAUCGAUAAAUGACUCCCUUUCUUGAGUUGUCAAAAUACAACACACAGGAAGGCACAGAAGUUCACCUGUGAGAAGUUUUCCUGCUUUUCAGUUUAUUUUUUCAGAAUUUUGCUUUGUCGUUGCCUCGAUUUGAAAUGUUGAAGUCCGAAUUCCAGCAUCAAUUUUGGGUCACCAAAAAGGCGGUCCAACGGAAGCUCGGCUCAAAAGAGGAUGAAAAUAUAGUCGCUUCUGAUGGAGAGCUCGACGCGAAAAUUGAGCUAUUCCAAUCGGUGGCGGACAGUUCUCGGCAACUGUAUCGCAUCAUCGACCAAUAUCAGGAAAGGGUAUGCAUUCUAGCACAGGAGGAAAACUCGUUGGGAAAAUUCCUGCGCGAGGUCAGCAAGGAAUGUCCCACCACGGGUAAACUGAUGUCCAACACGGGCAAGGCAAUCUCCUACUGUGGUCAGCAGCGUAUUACGAUUCGGGUGCCUUUGCUGCGACUGCAUCAUGACGUGCAAACCUUCAAGGGGCGUGCCGUGGUGGAUACCCAGAAGACACUCCAACAGAUGGAACGGGAACGCACCGAGUACCGGGCGGCGCUGAGCUGGAUGAAAUCGGUCAGCAUACAGCUGGAUCCGGACACUGGCAGGGGGCUGGAAAAAUUUCGCAAGGCGCAGCGACACGUUAAGACGGCCAAGACGAAGUUCGACAAGUACUCGUUGGAUUGUUUGGAGAAGAUUGAUCUGCUAGCAGCUGCUAGAUGCAACAUGUUCUCCCACGCGUUGGUGGGCUAUCAGAACUCGAUGCUUCAGUUUGCGAAGAAGAGCAACGAAACAUACAAAACAGCGCUAAAGAGCCUCUCAAAGGACCCGCACUACAACUUUUCCAUUCUAAAGGAACUCACUCAAGCGAACCCCAAUACCAAGGAGGAGGAAACAGAAGGUCAGGACCAAGUGGACAAACCGGCAGACGAUGAUCAAAUGCUGUUCUUUCAGGACGAAUUCAAAGACGAAGAUGUCGAAAAGAAACCAAAUGAAACUAAACCGACAAGUUUCAAUCCGGAUGAUGACGAUCAACUUCUCUCGGAAAAUCCUGCGGCAACAAACCUUCUGUCGGACAUCCCUCAGCUUGACCUUAACAACGAACUGAAAUCCCGAACUGACCCAACUUCGGCUUCUGCAGACCUACUCGGUCUAACCAUGGACGAUGAAUUUUCCGACUUCCUUUCCUCACCGGCUCCGUUCAUGCCAUCGACUUUGCUCACAAAUCCGGAAACCAUCAUACCGUCCACCUUGGAUCACAUUUCCGAUCUCGAGCAGUUCCCUGCACCGAUGAAUCCGAAGUCCGAGAAGACAUCAAGUGACAUGUUUGGAAAUUUCCUGUCCAGCAUUUCCAGGAGUUCCAACGCGAAUGGAGUGGUAGCAUCUGGUCAUGCGCCGGAUGCGAAGAAAUCUCACAAAGAUGGCAAGACGGGUAAGGAUCUCUCCGGAUGGUACCAGCUGUUCGCCGAGUUGGAUCCGCUUUCCAAUCCGGACGCAAUUCCGUCCAAGGCUGAUGUGCCCACCAACAGUUUGGCGGCUUAGUUUGGUGGCAAAAUCAAUGAUGAAUGACGACUCGCAGAAUCAAGAUGUUAUUACUAUGCAUUGUGUUAUCUAAUUAUGAUUCCGAUAGAUUACGAUGGUGAUGAGCUCGCAGGACUAUGCGAUGUUCUUUUUAUUAAUCAUAUGUAUAAGCUUCUUUGAAUGUAUGUACAACUAUCACGUGCUUCACUAAUGGAAAUCAAUAAAAAUCGCGUGAAUGUGGAAUACUAAAAUAGGCAC